Rhododendron vialii is the source of this 5624-nucleotide messenger RNA. RefSeq lists its product as uncharacterized. Gene Ontology annotation, molecular function: protein binding; DNA-binding transcription factor activity; DNA binding. NCBI's taxonomy places the organism in Eukaryota, Viridiplantae, Streptophyta, Magnoliopsida, Ericales, Ericaceae. Gene Ontology annotation, biological process: regulation of DNA-templated transcription. The coding region runs from base 149 to 5419 and encodes 1756 amino acids. The record is from RefSeq and is a predicted model, not a curated record. The transcript has 23 exons.
GGACACAAGAUAAAGACAGAUUUCGGAAGCAGCAUAAAGCAUACCAGAUUAGAGCUUCACCAAAAAAGAGAGAAGAUAUUAGAGCUUCUACUUUUGCAUAAAAAAUAGAGUAAAGGGAAAUUACAAGAAAAUACCAGAAGAGGAAUUAAUGGAAGAAAUGCCACCGGGCGGACUCCAUUUCCACCCAACUGAAGAAGAACUGGUUUCAUUCUAUCUCCACCAGAAGCUUGAACGAAAGAGAACUGACCUCCACCGUGUGAUCCCUGUACUCAACAUUUAUGAGCACGAGCCAUGUGGCCUUCCAAAGCUUUCGGGAGAGCUGUGUCAUGGAGACAAGGAGCAAUGGUUUUUCUUUGUACCAAGACAAGAGAGGGAAGCCCGCGGAGGCAGACCUAGCCGACUUACGGCUUCUGGUUACUGGAAGGCUACCGGAUCUCCGAAUUAUGUUUAUUCAUCGGAUAACAGAGUGAUUGGGAUGAAGAAGACAAUGGAGUUCUACAAAGGAAGAGCUCCUAGUGGAAGAAAAACCGAAUGGAAGAUGCAUGAGUAUAAAGCCAUACAUCAAGAAACUUUCACCCCAUUUGGUUGUGCUGUCCCAAAGCUGAGGCAUGACUUGAGCUUGUGCCGAGUUUAUGUGAAACCUGGAAGCUUUCAAGCAUUUGAUCGACACCCACUCGGGGCAGAGACGAAGAGAUCUGACACCCAGCAGCUAGUUCAUGGCUUAACAGAGAGUGUGCUUAGUUUCGAUGAUCCAACAAGACGAAAAUUGUUGCCGGAUCGUAUGAGUCUGGCCUCCUUGGAGCUGACAAGUCUAGACUUUGAUGAUCUUGACCAUUGUGCUGCGAUGCUUCUCGAUGUCAAUGAUGAGUUUGGUGGUGGCCUGUCGUUGAGCUGUGGUGAUGAGCGGAUAAACAUAUCUACCACCAACCACGGAGAUCGACAUGAUGCUGCUCUACUGCCCCUUGUUAACAUGGAUACUUGCGUUCACACGUCUUCAACUCAGCCUGUAGCCUUACCACAUGGAGGAGAAAUUGUGCAACUUGAGUCAUCAGAAAAAAAUCCAUGGGUGGAUUUUGAUGCUACAAACAACAGGUCACAUCAGAGUGGCUUUCUCGUGUCUAAUUCAGAGAACCAAAAAAUGAGAGAGGCUUCAAAGAGACGGUGCAUGAUGGAGAGUGUACUUAGUUUAGUUGAUUCAAAGACAAGAAUAUCAUCGAUGGAUUAUGAUGCUCCAUUGAAUAGAGCACAUCUUUUGAAGGCACAUCAGAGCGGCCCUAUUGCGUUUAAUUCAGAGAAGAAAGAUACGAGAGAGGAAUUACACAGAGAAUGCUUAACUGAGACUGUACUUAGUUUAGAUGAUUCUACAAAACAAAAAGCGUUGCUGGAUUUUGAUGCUACGGAAGACAAAGCUCAUUUAUUUAGAGCAUAUCAGAGCGGCCUUGUUGUCUCUCUCUCAAAGAAUAAAAGUAGGGGAGAGGCAUUAAAAAGAGAAUGCAUUACUAAGAAUAUACUUAGUUUAGAGGAUCUUCAAGAGCAUUGCGGUGAUAGAUGUGAUGAUGCUGCAAAGACAUUUGGCGCCAUUUAUGAUCCGGGAUUUCACAUGCCAGAUUCCCUUGCACGGAAAUCAUUUGAAGUACUAGAAACUCUUCCAACCGAGGAACAGCCUAUUGACUGUGUACCCUUAUUGGCACAGGGGAGAUUACCACUCGAGGGUUGUCUACAACAAGAGAAAUCACCAGAUCUGCCAAGAGUUAUGCAAAUUAAUGGAGUCGAACAAAGGGUCACAAAAAUGCCUAGAUACUUAGGAGGAUUGACCGAUCAGUCUGCAAGCUCUUCACGUUGGCCUAUCAGCUUACCUGAUGGAGGACACAUUGUGCUGCUUGAUCCAUUAGAUCAAUCUACAAAGAAUAUAGAACACGUGUCCAGGGCUGUUCAAUGCUCUCCUACAGUGUUUCUUGCAGAGAAGAAAAUGGUGAGAAAGUGCAGAACUAUGAGUGUUAUAUUUGAGGAAAACCACCUACAUUUUGGCAGAAGGUGUGAGGGUGCUGCUAAGGGCCUUGGUGCCAUGCGCAUCUGUAGGAAGCAUGGGAUCAAUCUGGUGUGCGUGCUGAAGCGGAUCCAUAUGCAACACGGGAUCCAUCAGUGGCCAUUUCGACAAAAAUGGGCAACAAUGAAGGGGUAUUCUUUGGGAGAAGAAAGUCCAUUUGAAGUUAGGCGUCUAUCUACGGAUGAGAAACUUGAUUCAAGGCUUCAAUUGAUCCAUAUGUCCCAGUUUGCUAGAUCUUCACCUCGGGCUUUAGCCUUAUCAGAUGGAGGUAUUGUCAGGCCUACAGCUUUAUCAUCAAGUGAAUUUGCUGCUACAAACAACAGAGCAGAUCUUGUCGGCCAAGAUCAAAGCAGCUCUGCUGCAUCUCAGUAUAGAUGUAAAAAUACAAGAGAAACGUCAGACAAACAAGGGUUAGAGGAUCUCCAACAACAUUUUGGCUGUAAACAUAAAUAUGCUUUGAAGAGCCUUGGUGUUAGUGGAUCCAUGUUUAAGAGCACCUGUAGGCAGCACUGGUUCUAUUGGUGGCACGGUCGGUUCAAAAACAAUGAACAACAAGCAUUUGAUGCUACAAGCAACAGAGCACAUAUUGUCAAGGCAGAUGAGAGAGGUCCCACUGUGUCUAAUGCACUUUUUUUAGAAGAUCUACGACAUCAAUUUGGAGCUAGAUGUAAAGAUGCAGCGAAAGGUCUUCAUGAUUCCCUUGCAUGGAAGUCAUUCAAGGUACAAGACAAUCUUCCUCUUGGGGAACAGUCUAACACCCGGCGGAGAUCACUAAUGCACAAGCAUUGUGUACGACUAAAGAAAUCACAAGAUCUGCCACGAAGUAUGCUAAGGGACUGCGCAGGAGGAUUGGCUGCUCAGUCUGAUAUCGGCUUACCAGAUGGAGGGCACAUCCUAUCUCUCUCAGAGAAGAAAAUUGUGAGAAAGACAUUAAAGAGAGAGUGCAGAACUAUGAGUGUACUUAGUUUAGAGGAUCACCAACAGCAUGUUGGCAGGAGAUGGGAAGAUACUGUGAAGUUCCUUGGCGCGAAGCGCAUCUGUAGGCAGCUUGUGAUCCAUCGUGAAACCACAGCAAAGCGCAUCCGUAGGCAACUUGGGACCCAUCGGUGGCUGUUUAAACAAUCUGAUAUUGGCUUACCAGAUGGAGGGCACAUCCUAUCCCUCUCAGAGAAGAAAAUUGUGAGAAAGACAUCGAAGAGAAUGUGCAGAUCUAUGAGUGUACUUAGUUUACAGUAUCACCAACAGCAUGUUGGCAGGAGUUGGGAAGAUGCUGUGAAGUUCCUUGGCGAGAAGCGCAUGUGUAGGCAGCUUGCGAUUCAUCGCGAAACCAUAAGAGAGCGCAUCCGUAGGCAACUUGGGACCCGUCGGUGGCCGUUUAAACAAUCUUCUAUCCGCUUACCAGAUGGAGGACAGAUCCAGUCUCUUUCAGAGAAGAAAAUUGUGAGAAAGACAUUAAAGAGGAAGUGCAGAAGUAUGAGUGUACUUAGUUUAGAGGAUCACAAACAGCAUGUUGACAGGAGGUGGGAAGAUGCGGCGAAGAGCCAUGGCGCGAAGCGCAUCCGUAGGCAGCUUGUCAUUCAUCGUUUAUCCACCGCAAAGCGCAUCCAUAAGCAACAUGGGAUCCAUUGGUGGCCAUUUCAACGAUCUUUUAUCGGCUUACCAGAUGGAGGACACAUCCCACCUCUUUCAGAGACGAAAAUUCUGAGAAAGACAUUAAAGAGGAAGUGCAGAGGUAUGAGUGUACUUAGUUUAGUGGAUCGCCAACAGCAUGUUGACAGGAGAUGGGAAGAUGCUGUGAAGAACAUUGGCGCGAAGCGUAUCUGUAGGCAACUUGUGCUCCAUCGUGUGUCCAUAGCAAAGCGCAUGUGUAGGCAACAUGGGAUCUAUCAUCGGUGGCCAUUUCAGCAAGACUUGGCAACAAUGAAGGGAUAUUCUUUAGGUGACGAAAGACCAGUUGAAGUUAUCAGUCUAUCUACGCAUGCGAAACUUGUUUCGAGGCUUCAACUUAUCUAUAUAUCCUGGCUUAGUAGAUUUUCACCUUGGCCUUCAGCCUUAGCAGGAGGAGUAGAGGUUGGGGGGCCUAUAGCCUUAUCAUUAAGUGAAUCUGCUACUACAAAGAACAUAGCACAGCGAGUUGGACAAGAUCAAAGUGGCUCUGCUGCAUCUGAUACUGAGAAUGAAAGAACAAGAGAACAAGAAGACCUCGAAGAGAUAUAUACUAGUGUUACUUCAGAUGAUCUUCGACGACUUUAUGGCAGGAUGAACCGUAAAGAUGCUGCGGCAAGCCUUGGCGUUAGCGUAGCCACAUUCAAACGCAAAUGCAGGGAGUUCGGGAUCCAACGGUGGCCACAUGUUAGAAAAAAAAAAGUCGGGAGACCCCCUGAUCAACAUGGAGAAAGGAAUACAUCAACCGCAUGCAAGAUGCCAUUGCAUAAUGUGCAUGCUAGAAUGGAGGGGGAACCGGUUGGCCAAAAUCAGGAGGCAAAUGAGUUUCGACAAGAUUUUAUGGAACACUCAAUUGCUUUGAAUACAGAAAAUGAUUCAAUAAUAGCUGUGUACAGUGAAACUGAAGCAGCAAGGGGUUCUUCUAAAUGGGCGUUUCAACUGGAAGGUGAAACAAUGCAGUCCACUACCUAUCCAUAUCGCGAUGAUCUUGUGUUUUCACAAUCUCAGAUAGCAUCAACAGAGGUGGUAAAUGAGAACAUGGGGAGUUUGCAAGAUAGGAGAGAUUUGUUAGCUUCACAAGUAGUAGCUCCACAGAAAGAGCCUCUUUUGGAGGGACAUGUCUUUGGGUUUGGUAACUGGACAGUCGGUUCAUGUUCUGAUCUUGCUUCGAGCCAAACCAUGCGUACUUUUUCCCACGCAACGGGAAGUUCAGAAAAUCUGGAAAAUUGGCUAGCUUCCGUGGAAGAGCAUCUUAUGGAGGAAAAUGUCUAUGUAUCUUCAAGGUCAGAUCCUGCUCCGAGCCAACCCUUGCGUAGUAUUCACCACACAAUGGCUACAAUUCCCCACAUGAUGCCUCUUCCAACAGAAAGGCAAGAUAUGAGGUCUGUGAAGCUAAAGGCAACAUAUGGGGAUACAAAAAUAAAAUUUCAGUUCCCUCUCACAUCAGGAAUUAAUGAAUUGAAGGUAGUAAUGUCAAAGAUACUGGAGCGCGAGCUUGGUAGUUUCAAGGUUGAGUAUAAAGAUGAGGAUGGGGAAUGGAUUUUAAUGGCCCUUGACGAGCAUGUAAGGGAAUAUCUGCAACUUCUCACCUCAUUGGGAAAUAAAGUAACCGAACUAAAGGUUCAGGAUAAGGUUCCCAAUACCAUGAAUUUUUGUGGUAACUGCAGAUGUAAUAAUUGUAGAUCAUUGAAGCGGAAAAGACCAUAAGUAUGUUUAGUUGUAGAAUAAUAUUACAUGGUUGACAAACAUGUUCUUUGUGUAACGGAACAUUUCCUGGCCAACUUUCCCUCUGCUAAACUAGAAUGUUUUUGGUAAUGUUGCAUUCAGCAGGCCUCUCUUUGUUUUGGCCUAGGUUUUACCUAACCUUGGUUGAUGAUAUGGAAAUCUCAUUCUGCUGGGGUUUUUUUUAUCA